CCAAAAGUUUUCAAUUUCGUGAUUCUUGUUCCUACUCAACAAGAGCCAAAAAGAUGGCACAGUCGAUAAGCAAUAAUGAUGAAGGUUAUGACUUUUCAACUCCUCAACACUUCAGUGAUUUGGUGCUCGUCGUCGAAAACACCAAGUUUCACGUCCAUAAAUGCGUUCUUUCGUUGUCUUCUCCCGUGUUUGAAAAAAUGCUUACAUCAGAUUUCCUUGAAAAGGACGCCAAGCAAAUAGAUCUACCAGGCAAGAAAAGAGAUGAAUUUGGUGCUUUUCUAAGAGUGAUUUACGCGGACGUAAUUUCCCAAGGAAAGCAAAUCAACGACAAAAACAAUGAGUUUCUCCUCCAACUUGCUGAAGAAUACCAAGUCAAUAAAGUCAAAUAUCUGUGCCACCGUAAGUUUCUAAUAUCAAGCGUUGAAGAAUCCAAUUGUUUUGGGAUUUAUAAAGUAGCGGAAUCCUACAACCUUGAAGAUGUCAUGGAAAAGUGUGCGGAAGUGGCAUCUCGCAAACCGUGCUGGGUUUUAGAAAGUUCUGGCGAUUUUUGUGGAUUAAAAGCCGAAAAUCGGUUAAGAGUUUAUGCCAAACGAGCGAGAUAUUUCGAUGAAACUUUAAAAGUUGAAAAGUAGUGAAGACCUGGAGCCAGCAUCCUCACUUUGUUCUAUUAGAGAUUCACGUCGAUAAACUGAAAAAUUUUUUUWAAAAACUAGCUAAAUAGCCAAGUUGCAAAAUAACCCUGAUUGUUUCACUUUCAAAAAACACAAAAUUCUAUUAAUCAUGAUAAAAUAACUGCUAUGAAUGUCGCGUUCUGACUGGUUUGGGGUGCGUGCUUUAUGAGAGCACAU
Actinia tenebrosa (Australian red waratah sea anemone) is the source of this 848-nucleotide messenger RNA. Its product is annotated as BTB and MATH domain-containing protein 38-like. Gene Ontology annotation, molecular function: protein binding. The record is from RefSeq and is a predicted model, not a curated record. Lineage: Eukaryota; Metazoa; Cnidaria; Anthozoa; Actiniaria; Actiniidae.